ACCGAAGCGGAGCCGCAGCGGAGCUCGGACCGUGUGCUCGUCACCACGGGACCGAGCUGAGAGGAGAACCGGGGGAACACGACUCUAACCGGAGCAGCGCGGCCCCGGUUCUUUUUGUUGUUGUUUUGGGAAACCGACCGACGGAGGCGGCGUAGGCCCAAACCCGAACAAAACACACUGUAGCCGGCCACUGGCUCUGCCCGGUAGCCGGUCUACCUAACUGCUGAAGACACAGUUUACCGGCUCGACGGGCCACGUUAAAGCCGUUUAUAAAAGCUCAUGUGGCGGCCUUCUUACGGUGCUUUUAGCCGAGCAGCUAGCCCGGUAGCGAGCGUUAGCUCGCUUGCUAACGUACGCGUGUAUUCCCGUUGAAGCAGGCGUUAGCUUACGCGUUAGCCUACGCUAGCUAGCGGUAGCUCCCGACACAUUUGGAGCUAACGCGGUAACUGCAGCGAAUAACUAAUAUUUGAUCUCAGUCUCACGAAGAGGACGUGACGCGGGUCGAGUCAGUUUAUUGGAGUUGAACAAAACAAGCAGGAAACAUUGAGUUAUGAUGAACGUCCGUCAGAUUAUAGCAGCUUUAUUAGCUCAUGCUGCUAACAUUAGCUGCCUGCGCCUUUAACGGAUAUUUGAAACAAGAAGAAGAAGUUCUCUGUGUUAACGGCCGCUGGUCCCCGGUGGAAGGUUCCGGAGAACUCAUCCUGUGAACCGCAGGGUUUAAAUACACUUAACGCACGAGUGAGACACGGUAUUAGCCCGUUAGCUUCAUUAGCAACUGUUUACUGGCUGGAGAUUGCGGGUGUUUUGUUAACCUACUUUCCACCAACACAGUCAAACCAGUGAAAUCAGAGCAGACACGUCUGAGCUUCACAUCUGUCAAUGACCGCUGAUAAAACCAGAGUCAGAGCUGCACUGAAAACUUACUGAUCUAAAGCUGCUGUGAGUUCAUAUCCUAGAUCUGUGUUUCAGUCUCUGCUGACAGAAUCCUCUGCAGACACUGGUGACACGAGGUAUGUUUGGUGCUAACCGGAAGAAGUUUAUGGAGGGGGGGGUGGAGAACGACUACGCGGACGACUCAAGCCUCUAUUACAGCCAGCAGUCCAUGUUCCCUCCUCACCGCCCGGAUAAAGAUAUGCUGGUGUCUUCCUCUGCUUCCUCAACGGGUCAACUGUCACAGCUGGGAGCCAGUUUAUAUGGUCCGCAGAGUGCGUUGGGGUUUCCCAUGCGUGGUAUGAACAGCAGCGCAGCACCUCAGUUAAGUCGAAGUGGUCUGAACCAGUCUGCCAGCCAGCUCUCCAGUCAUGCCAGUACACCCAACACUGGAACAAUGCACACGCCUCCAUCACCGAGCAGGGGGAUCCUGCCCAUGAGCAGCCGGAGUGUUCUGAACCACAGCCAGCAGGUGGGGGGUCCCACGGGUCAAGCAGGAGGGAUGGGUGGUGGCGGUGGAGACAGGGGAGGUGGCGGCGGAGGAGGGAGGAGCGGCAGCAUGGGGAGUCCAAGCCGGUCGUCGCCCAGCAUCAUCGGCAUGCCCAAACAGCAGCAAGCACGGCAGCCUUUCACUAUAAACAGUAUGUCAGGGUUUGGGGUGAACAGAAAUCCCGGCUUCAACUUAAACAACUCAUUAUCCAACAACAUCUUCAAUGGAACAGACGGCAGUGAGAAUGUGACGGGGCUGGACCUGUCAGAUUUCCCGGUGUUAGCAGAGAGGAGUCGGAGGGACGGAGGUUCGAAUCCCACCCCACUGCUCAACCCGCUGGCCGGUCGGGCUCCUUACGGUGGGAUUGGCAUGGUAACCAAGCCGUCCAGUGAGCAGUCGCAAGACUUCUCCAUCCAUAACGAAGAUUUCCCAGCUCUCCCUGGGCCCAACUACCAAACAAAAGACCCCACCAGCACCAACGAAGACAGCAAAACGAAUCUGAACUUGUCAGGAAAGUCCACCUCUAACUCAGAUGGUCCAAAGUUCCCUGGUGACAAGAGCUCUGCGCCUAGCAACAACAACCAGCAGAAGAAAGGGAUUCAGGUUCUUCCUGACGGGCGCGUGACCAACAUCCCGGUCGGCAUGGUAACAGACCAGUUUGGAAUGAUUGGCUUGCUGACAUUCAUCCGGGCGGCAGAGACGGACCCUGGCAUGGUCCACCUGGCGCUGGGCUCAGACCUCACCACGCUGGGCCUCAACCUCAACUCACCCGAGAAUCUCUACCCUAAGUUUGCGUCUCCCUGGGCGUCGGCUCCUUGUCGACCGCAGGAUAUAGACUUCCACGUCCCGUCGGAGUAUUUAACCAACAUACACAUAAGGGACAAGUUAGCAGCUAUCAAGUUGUCUCGAUAUGGUGAAGAUCUGCUGUUUUAUCUCUACUAUAUGAACGGUGGAGACCUACUACAACUACUGGCUGCAGUAGAACUCUUUAACAGGGACUGGCGGUAUCACAAAGAGGAGCGGGUUUGGAUCACCCGGGCUCCGGGGAUGGAGCCCACGCUGAAGACCAACGCCUACGAGAGAGGGACCUACUACUUCUUCGACUGCAUCAACUGGAGAAAAGUGGCCAAGGAGUUUCAUCUGGAGUACGAUAAACUAGAAGAGCGGCCUCACGUUCCCUCCACAUUCAACUACAAUCCUGCCCAGCAGGCCUUCUGAUUGGCUCUCCCUCCUCCUGCCUGCCUGCCAUUGGCCCUCCUGGCUCCUCCAUCACCACCCGUCUAGGUUUUAUUCCACCUCCACACACAUUUAAAGUGAAUCUGGCCGUUAAGGAGUCGGGACAGGAGAGGACGUCCUGUCUCUUGACCUCUUAAGACUUUAUCAUUUUAACUUUACAGAUUUUUUCUUUGUUCUUUACCUCAUUUUAUUUUGUUUUUAACUUUAUUUCCCACCCUCCCUCCAUGGGUUUGGUUCUGUUUUGUGGAGCACAGACUUAAUGUCAACAGACAGCACAGUACAACAAUCACAGACACGAGUGCUGUAAAUAACUGUCCAUCUGAUCGAGUGAUUCUCGUUUCUACUCCGUCUUUCAGAAUCUACUAUUUUUUUGUCAAGAGAAGCUUUUAAGAAGAAGCAGAUUUUAACACAGAACACAGGAUUCGAUCACAAACGUCAGGAUGGAUAAUUAUUUCAGUCUGUGUCUGAAGAACUAAAGAUAUUUAUCAGUUUUUCUUUAUUUUUACCAGGUUUCUCCAACAUUACACAUCAGAGCACACACAUCAGCAAACAGUGGACAGUCAGGAGAGGAAAUGCAAUGUACAUUGUAGCACUAUUUCAUAAUAAAAGGAGAAAAAACA
Paralichthys olivaceus (Japanese flounder) is the source of this 3276-nucleotide messenger RNA. RefSeq names its product CCR4-NOT transcription complex subunit 2-like. The record is from RefSeq and is a predicted model, not a curated record. Gene Ontology annotation, biological process: nuclear-transcribed mRNA poly(A) tail shortening; regulation of DNA-templated transcription; regulation of stem cell population maintenance. Gene Ontology annotation, cellular component: CCR4-NOT core complex; P-body. NCBI's taxonomy places the organism in Eukaryota, Metazoa, Chordata, Actinopteri, Pleuronectiformes, Paralichthyidae.